Messenger RNA from Chaetomium fimeti, 960 nucleotides. RefSeq lists its product as uncharacterized. Lineage: Eukaryota; Fungi; Ascomycota; Sordariomycetes; Sordariales; Chaetomiaceae. The record is from RefSeq and is a predicted model, not a curated record. The coding region runs from base 1 to 960 and encodes 319 amino acids. The transcript has 2 exons.
AUGGCUCUCCAAUCCUCGCUACUCCACGUCUCCGCCGUCGCGCUCCUCGUCCUCUUCUCCCUCCUCCUCAGCCACGGAGAGUCAGCAGCGACACCCUGCGUUUGUGUCACCCACGAUCAUGACAACCCGAUAGCAGAGUUGUUCCCGAACAACGCGACGGGUGUUUUGAACGCGACGCUGGCCAUCAUUCCGAUCCCGUUGGAGACGGCGCGAAGCCUAAUUCCACCCCAGUACGGCAUUCUCGAACGGGCUUACCGGGCCCUGCUCCCCAGUUUCCCCGAGGGGAUGUAUCCGGUGAUGGUGCAGGCGGCGCAUGACCACGAUAUCCAGUUUCUGGCCUACGGAAUCACCCUCGAAGACUUUUCGCGUGUUGGGUUCGAGUUUCCGUUUCUCGAUCUCACCGGGGACGGCUAUUCUUCUUUCCGCUGGGCACCGGCUCAGCUUAUCAGCGCCGCAAACGAGAUCGCCGUAGAAGGGUCACGAGCAUACGGCACCAUCGUUUCUCCAGCCAAGUAUGAGCCGGUGUGUGACGCGUACCGGGGUCUUCCCAAUGGGAACACGUAUUUCAGGGGCACCAGUCUGGCGUCCCCCGAGUUCGUUGAGCUGGAGAUGGCACGCGUUUCGCAUCAAACAUUGAAUCCUUACCCGGUGGAGUUCUUCAGGAACAUUACGAACCAGCCCACCUUUGCGAACGCUACGUCAUGCGACAACAUGAUCCGGCUAUUCAACACGACCAUGUCGGUCGGCGAGUACGCGCCUGUGCCCGUGCGUGGCAGGGUCAAAGCCCACACUCUCCCCUUCGGAGCCGAGAUGGAGUGGACGGAUAUCUAUGGCGUGCAGGUGGCGACGCCGUUCAUUGAGAACAACUACCUCGACUGCGAGACCAUGAGGGGGUACUCGGGAACCGGCGGGCCAGGCGACUCGUAUAUACCUGGACCUCCCUCGGAUGAUGCACUGUAA